AUGGCCAACGACUACUCUUCAAGCGACGAACUCAGUGACAGACAGUCCUCCGGCGCUGAGCGCAGCCACGCUGGCGGGGCGCAUAGAACCGGCGCUGGCGCCACCAGCGACAGUUCUGAGCCCAUUCGCAAGUGGCAGGAGCGGAGGGAAGCAGAGAUCGCUGAGCGCGACGAAUCAGAGGCUGCUGCGACUCAGCGUCUACAGGCGGAGGCCAUAAAGCAUAUUGAUGACUUCUACGAGGUAUACAGCAAGAAGAAGCAACAGCAGGUGGAGCAGGCGAGACGCGAAGCCGAAGAGUUUCUGCAGCAGCGCGAUACUUUCUUUGACCAGGACAACACCGUGUGGGACCGCGUACUUCAGCUGAUCAACACCGAGGAUGCUGACGUGUUGGGAGACCGCGACCGUUCCAAGUUCAAGGACAUUCUGUUGCGGCUGAAGGGCCAGGAGCAUGUUCCAGGAGCAGCUCGCGGCUGA
Messenger RNA from Eremothecium gossypii ATCC 10895, 474 nucleotides. RefSeq names its product clathrin light chain CLC1 (gene CLC1). Gene Ontology annotation, molecular function: structural molecule activity; clathrin heavy chain binding. NCBI's taxonomy places the organism in Eukaryota, Fungi, Ascomycota, Saccharomycetes, Saccharomycetales, Saccharomycetaceae. The coding region runs from base 1 to 474 and encodes 157 amino acids. The record is from RefSeq and is marked provisional. Gene Ontology annotation, cellular component: clathrin coat of trans-Golgi network vesicle; clathrin coat of coated pit; plasma membrane. The transcript has a single exon. Gene Ontology annotation, biological process: clathrin coat assembly; clathrin-dependent endocytosis; intracellular protein transport.